AUGGAGGCAGAGGGCAGCAGCGUGCCGGCCCGUGCGGGCAGCGACGAGGGCAGCGACGGCGCCGGAGGGGCCACACUCAAAGCCCCCAAGCACCUCUGGAGGCACGAGCAGCACCACCAGUACCCGCUCCGGCAGCCCCAGUUCCGCGUUCUGCACCCCCAUCACCACCUGCCCCCGCCACCGCCGUCCUCACCCCAGCCCCAGCCUCAGUGUCCGCUGCAGCCGCCACCGCCACCCCCUCUGCCACCGCCACCGCCGCCUCCGGGGGCUGCUCGCGGCCGCUACGCCUCGAGCGGGGCCACCGGCCGGGUCCGACAUCGCGGCUACUCGGACACCGAGCGCUACCUGUACUGCCGUGCCAUGGACCGCACCUCCUACGCCGUGGAGACCGGCCACCGGCCCGGCCUAAAGAAAUCCAGGAUGUCCUGGCCCUCCUCCUUCCAGGGACUCAGGCGUUUUGAUGUGGACAAUGGCACAUCUGCGGGACGGAGUCCCUUGGAUCCCAUGACCAGCCCAGGAUCCGGGCUAAUUCUCCAAGCAAACUUUGUCCACAGUCAGCGUCGCGAGUCUUUUCUGUAUCGAUCUGACAGCGAUUAUGACCUGUCUCCGAAGUCAAUGUCCCGGAACUCCUCCAUUGCCAGUGAUAUACAUGGAGAUGACUUGAUUGUGACUCCGUUUGCUCAGGUCUUGGCCAGCCUGCGAACUGUACGAAACAACUUUGCUGCAUUAACUAAUUUGCAAGAUCGAGCACCUAGCAAAAGAUCACCCAUGUGCAACCAACCAUCCAUCAACAAAGCCACCAUAACAGAGGAGGCCUACCAGAAACUGGCCAGCGAGACCCUGGAGGAGCUGGACUGGUGUCUGGACCAGCUAGAGACCCUGCAGACCCGGCACUCCGUCAGUGAGAUGGCCUCCAACAAGUUUAAAAGGAUGCUUAAUCGGGAGCUCACGCAUCUCUCUGAAAUGAGUCGGUCUGGAAAUCAAGUGUCAGAGUAUAUAUCAAACACAUUCUUAGAUAAGCAACAUGAAGUGGAAAUUCCUUCUCCAACUCAGAAGGAAAAGGAGAAAAAGAAAAGGCCAAUGUCUCAGAUCAGUGGGGUCAAGAAGUUGAUGCACAGCUCCAGUUUGACGAAUUCAAGCAUCCCGAGAUUUGGGGUUAAAACUGAACAAGAGGAUGUCCUUGCCAAGGAACUAGAAGAUGUGAACAAAUGGGGUCUUCAUGUUUUCAGAAUAGCAGAGCUGUCUGGUAACCGGCCUUUGACUGUUAUCAUGCAUACUAUUUUUCAGGAACGGGAUUUAUUAAAAACAUUUAAAAUUCCAGUAGACACUUUAAUUACAUACCUUAUGACUCUGGAAGACCAUUACCACGCUGACGUGGCCUACCACAAUAAUAUUCAUGCUGCAGAUGUUGUCCAGUCGACACACGUGCUAUUAUCUACACCUGCUUUGGAGGCUGUGUUUACAGAUUUGGAGAUUCUUGCAGCAAUUUUUGCCAGUGCAAUACAUGAUGUAGAUCAUCCCGGUGUGUCAAAUCAGUUUCUCAUCAAUACAAACUCUGAACUUGCCUUGAUGUACAAUGAUUCUUCUGUCUUGGAGAACCAUCAUUUGGCUGUGGGCUUUAAGUUGCUUCAGGAAGAAAACUGUGAUAUUUUCCAGAAUUUGACCAAAAAGCAAAGACAAUCAUUAAGGAAGAUGGUCAUUGACAUUGUACUUGCAACAGACAUGUCAAAACACAUGAAUCUACUGGCUGAUUUGAAAACUAUGGUUGAAACCAAGAAAGUGACAAGUUCUGGAGUUCUUCUUCUUGAUAAUUAUUCUGAUAGGAUUCAGGUCCUUCAGAAUAUGGUGCACUGUGCAGACCUGAGCAACCCCACGAAGCCACUCCAGCUGUACCGCCAGUGGACAGACCGCAUCAUGGAGGAGUUUUUCCGCCAAGGAGACAGAGAGAGGGAGCGGGGCAUGGAGAUCAGUCCCAUGUGUGACAAGCACAAUGCGUCUGUGGAAAAGUCACAGGUGGGCUUCAUAGACUAUAUUGUUCAUCCUCUCUGGGAGACAUGGGCCGACCUCGUGCAUCCUGAUGCCCAGGACAUUCUGGACACUUUGGAGGACAAUCGUGAAUGGUACCAGAGCACAAUUCCUCAGAGCCCCUCCCCAGCACCUGAUGACCAGGAGGAAGGCCGGCAGGGUCAAACCGAGAAGUUCCAGUUUGAACUAACUUUAGAGGAAGAUGGCGAGUCUGACACCGAAAAGGACAGUGGAAGUCAGGUGGAAGAAGACACUAGCUGCAGUGACUCCAAGACUCUCUGUACUCAAGACUCAGAGUCUACUGAAAUUCCCCUUGAUGAGCAGGUGGAAGAGGAAACAGUGGGGGAGGAAGAAGACAGCCAGCCCGAGCCCUGUGGAAUAGAAGAUCAUUCUCCUGACACGUAA
This is a messenger RNA of Enhydra lutris kenyoni (northern sea otter), 2430 nucleotides long. It is a transcript of the gene PDE4D, whose product is annotated as phosphodiesterase 4D. The coding region runs from base 1 to 2430 and encodes 809 amino acids. The record is from RefSeq and is a predicted model, not a curated record. The transcript is spliced from 15 exons. Gene Ontology annotation, molecular function: 3',5'-cyclic-AMP phosphodiesterase activity; ATPase binding; transmembrane transporter binding. Gene Ontology annotation, biological process: cAMP catabolic process; regulation of cardiac muscle cell contraction; signal transduction. Gene Ontology annotation, cellular component: cytosol; nucleus; perinuclear region of cytoplasm. Lineage: Eukaryota; Metazoa; Chordata; Mammalia; Carnivora; Mustelidae.